UGGGCGGCGCCCUGUCGCCCGCGGCCUUUCUGCUUCCACGACCUCCUCCACGCCAAUCCGCGGUGUGCUCACCUACGUCCCUUCAGCCCCCCUCGUGGGCGAUGUAGGCGUCGCCGACCCAUACGCACUCGUCUCGGCGAACGACAGGACACCCGGUCCCCUGCCCCACUGGUCAGGCUUGGCCGUCAGCACCCACAAGAGACCCACACCACCACCCCCUACAACCAGAAACGCGAUAAUACCCGCGGCGACCCAUUCCAGGGUGCUGUACGAGGCCGGCGGGACGCUGGUGGUAGUCGUGUUGGUUUCUUCUUUGUCUGGUGUUGCAGCGACGUCACCGGACUGCCCCCUGAUGGCGGAGGGGGGCUGGUCUGUGUGUGUGUCGGUGUCGCGUGAGGGUGAGGGUGAGGAGGGCGACCUGACUUCGUAGUCGGGGCCUGUCUCUUUGUCCUUGCUGAUGGCGCCUGUCAUACUGCCGGGUGGUUUGUCCACAACGCCUUGGUGAGCUGACGGCGGUCGCGUUGUCGUGGGUGUCGCCUCCUUGGGUGGUGCUUUACUCGAUGAGGAUGACGACAGAAACGCAUUACCCUGGUCGGUCGGCUCGUCAGUGUCGUGGUAGUUGUCCUCAUUGUAGUAAUACUCCUUCAGGUCAUCAGGCACCUCCGUCUGCUGCGGCACGUCUGGGGGAGCGGGUGGUGGUGUCGGCGGCGGCUGCGUGUGGGGCCGUCGUGGCUGCUGAGGGUCGGGCGGUUGUUGUGGUGGCUGUGGCGGGUCAGCAUCAAAGACGGGUGGGGGAUAGAUGGUGACGUCGUCCUCGUCGUCGACAUACUCACCCACCUGUUCCAACAGCUGACCAAUGUCCUGCCCCGUGCUCUCGCCGCCCUGUCCAUCACCCGCAUCGCCACCUCCAUCUCCCGUCGAGCGGGGCGGAGCACCAUUACCAUCAUCACCGCCCUCGCCCUCGCCAGAGUCAGCCGCACCGCUCGGCCCGUACACCUCCCAGGGCUUGUCUGGCAUCUGGUCGCCACCCUGCCCGUCGCCUGGUUGUGGCGGGUCCUCAUGGCCCUCCGGAUGGCUGUUGCCGCCGCCAGGACGUCGCCCGGUCUGGGGCGGCGAAUUCCACUCCCCUUCUGGGACGCUCUCAGUCUGUGCCUGGGGCACCCGGGGUGGCUCCUGGGGGACGUCCUCAUCAGGAGAGGGGGGCUGAGUCUGUGGGUCAGGGGGUGGUGUCUGGGGGUUUUCCUUGCCGUGGUCACGCAGAUGUGCUGGCGGGCGGAACUGAGGCUCCUCGGUCCUCUUCCGUGGCUUCUUUGGCCCGGCGGAAGAGGGCGGGAUGGGCGGCAUGCCCGGCACCGAAGGGCGAAGGCGUGGCUCCCCAUCUUCCCACUCGUCGAAGUAGUCGACGAUCGCCCGGCACUUGGCGAGGACGGCCCGGCCUUUCUUGGUCUGGAUGAACCGCUGGUACUUCUCUGGGUGCCGUUGAGGCCUCCGUGAUGGCUUGGCGGUGGGGGGAGGGGGACUGCUCUCCUCCUCCUCACUUCCUUUACUGUCGCCCCCGUCCGGCUGGUCUUGUUCGGCCUCCUUUGGGGAGGGUGCGAAGGGCGACUUCUUGACCUUGCGGCAUGAGCAAAUGACGUCAUCACCCCCGCGCUCCUCCAUCUCUACCCACUCGGCCGUGGCGGUCUCUGUGUGUGAGGGAGAAACAGAAAGAACCAUUGGUGUCGGUUGGAUUGGGUGUGGUGUUCUCUCACUGAGCCACAUCACAUACCGUUUGUGCCGCUCCCAUCGAGGGGUUUGCCGAAGGCGGGAGGGGCCUUUGUUGUCGGUGCCGCGGUCGUGUCACGCGACGGCACGGCGAACAGCUUCUCGUCCUUGCUCUCCUUGGCACCGUUGUGGUUUGCUGACAUCACAUCGACAGGUCAUGUCAUGUCAUGCAGAUGUCGUCGUCACUGCAUCAUACAUACGCCUACCUUGUCCUUCCUUCGGCUCUGGUUGAACUGUCGUAUUGGGAGGCGCCUUGUCGUGUUGAUCAUCUUGGUCAUUUUGGUUGUCUUGGUGUUCAUCAAUAUCCGGUUUGCCCCACAUGUCGCCCUCGUCUGCCCGAGAGGGAGGGAGGCCGAACACACUGCUGAUGUCCUCAACAGGCCGACGAGAAGCUUCCGUCUCUGCGGCGCGAACACACAUACACACACACACAGCCGUGCCGGAGCGUGUCGGCCUCUAUCUAUGAUCAUGCUCACUCACCGGAAUCAGCUCUCGGCGAUGGGCUCGGUUGUUGGUCGCCGCUCGUGUCGUCAUCCGCCGGGUCUUCAGGAGGCUUGCCCCACGAGUUGUCAUCGCCUUCGUCUGCCGCCGGGCUGACAGUGUGUAACAAGAACACACCGCUGUCGCCUGGAAAGGAACAGACAUAUAAGAGAAGCGGCCCACCUCAGCCCAGUUCAGCCCGUCCGCUGUAUGUGUCCGUUGUCUGACCUUCUGAAGGCGCUGGCGCGAGGUGGCGACGGUUGAGGAGCUGCAGGGCGACGAGUGGGGAGUGCGUCCGGCACGGAUGUGUGCAGAUGAGGAGAAACAGGGACAAAAUGACGCCCAGGCCGCGUCGACGCAUCUAAU
This is a messenger RNA of Vitrella brassicaformis, 2610 nucleotides long. Lineage: Eukaryota; Vitrellaceae. The record is from the annotation of a GenBank genome assembly.